Molecule: messenger RNA, 675 nt
Organism: Salvia splendens (bonfire salvia)
Lineage: Eukaryota; Viridiplantae; Streptophyta; Magnoliopsida; Lamiales; Lamiaceae
Product: agamous-like MADS-box protein AGL104
Exons: 8
Coding region: 1-675 (224 amino acids)
Molecular function (GO): protein dimerization activity; DNA binding
Source: RefSeq, a predicted model, not a curated record
AUGGGACGGAAGAAGCUCUCCAUGAGGCUGAUCGAAAACCCCACCUCCAGACAACUCACUUAUACGAAGCGCAAGGAGGGCAUCAUCAAGAAGGCCGGCGAGCUUGCAGUGCUGUGUGACACCGACGUCGCCCUCAUCAUGUUUGCACCGUCCGGCCGCCUUGCUAGUUUUGCUAGCAAUGGAAGAAUUGAGGAUAUACUACUUCGAUUUGUUGACAGGCCAGAUGAGCUUAGAGGAGGGCCUAUCAAUCACGAAGAGGAACUUGAAGAGAAACUGGACAAACUCACUAGGAAACAACGUGAGUCUCAGGAAAAAAUGAGAUAUUACGAACCUAACGUUGAAAAAAUCAAUUCAGCUAUUGAAGCAGGAGUUUACCAGCAGUUUCUUACAACUGCUAUUCAACGUAUCCAGACAUCAAAGGCCAAACUGCUAGGCAAUCAACUUGGUCUCGAAAGCACUGAAAAUGUUGAGGUGCAGGCAGCAACGAUGCAAAUGGAUGAUGCAGUUUCGUUGAUUGGUCACUCUGCUGAGGGAAACCAUGCUCGGCAGAUGAGGUUAAAUAUGGAUGAAAAUCAAAGUGGAUCAAGCUCAGCUGCAGGGCCUCAUCUCAGCCUAGGCUUCAUUGAAUCACAGAGGAUGCGGAAUAAGUCAUGCAAUAUAAGUAUGGAGUAUUGA